AUGCUAAAAAUUCUCAUCCCCACACUAAUGCUCAUCCCAACAACCUGACUUACCCCUGCUAAAUGACUCUGACCCACCACCCUUAUGCAUAGCCUACUAAUCGCCCUAGCCAGCCUUAGCUGACUAAAAAGCCUAUCAGAAACAGGCUGAACUUCCCUUAACCUGUACAUAGCAACAGACCCCCUCUCAACCCCCCUCCUAGUGCUCACAUGCUGGCUACUCCCCUUAAUAAUCCUUGCAAGCCAAAACCACACAACCUCUGAGCCUAUUAAUCGCCAGCGAAUAUAUAUUACCCUCUUAACAUCCCUGCAAAUCUUCUUAAUCCUGGCUUUUGGCGCCACCGAAAUAAUCAUGUUCUACGUAAUGUUUGAAGCUACUUUAAUUCCGACCCUCUUCCUCAUUACCCGCUGGGGUAAUCAAGCAGAACGACUUAACGCAGGCACUUAUUUUCUAUUCUACACCCUGGCCGGCUCUCUUCCUCUACUUGUCGCCCUCCUUCUUCUCCAAAAUAGUACCGGGACCCUUUCUCUCCUAACCCUACAAUUAUCAGGCCCCACCAUACUAAUUUCCUUUGCAGAUAAGCUCUGAUGGGCGGGCUGUCUCCUGGCAUUUCUAGUUAAAAUACCACUCUAUGGCGUUCACCUCUGACUUCCUAAAGCCCACGUUGAAGCCCCAAUCGCUGGCUCAAUAAUCCUUGCUGCCGUCCUCCUAAAACUAGGGGGCUAUGGCAUGAUGCGAAUCCUGCCCAUACUAGAACCCCUAACCAAAGAAUUAAGCUAUCCCUUCAUCAUUUUUGCACUCUGAGGCGUAAUUAUAACCGGCUCAAUUUGCUUACGCCAAACAGACCUAAAAUCCCUUAUCGCCUACUCAUCCGUGGGCCACAUGGGCCUAGUAGUGGGCGGAAUCCUCAUCCAAACACCCUGAGGUCUCACAGGGGCCCUAAUCCUUAUGAUCGCCCACGGACUCACCUCCUCCGCCCUAUUCUGCCUAGCUAACACAAAUUAUGAGCGAACCCACAGCCGAACAAUAGCCCUCGCCCGAGGCCUUCAAAUAGCCCUUCCCCUAAUAGCCGCCUGAUGAUUUAUUGCCAGUCUCGCCAACUUAGCCCUACCCCCACUCCCCAACCUUAUGGCAGAAUUAAUGAUUAUUACCUCACUAUUCAACUGAUCUUGAUGAACCCUUGCCCUGACAGGAACCGGCACCCUAAUUACAGCGGGGUAUUCCCUCUACAUGUUCUUAAUGACUCAACGGGGCCCCCUCCCCGCACAUAUUAUAGCCCUCGAACCCUCCCACUCUCGAGAACAUCUUUUAGCAGCCCUCCACUUACUCCCCCUCAUCCUUCUAAUCCUUAAGCCUGAACUAAUCUGAGGCUGAACUGCUU
This is a messenger RNA of Larimichthys crocea (large yellow croaker), 1381 nucleotides long. The record is from the annotation of a RefSeq genome assembly. NCBI's taxonomy places the organism in Eukaryota, Metazoa, Chordata, Actinopteri, Sciaenidae.